AUGAUAAGAAGCAGAUCCGGUAUUACAAACAUUCUGCAGACGGGCCUGAAACGGAGCUUUGCUGUCAGCGUGUCGCGAACGCUCAUAUACAAAUCGCAGCCAAAAAUUCCCAAGCCAGCAGUCGAGCCAGAGCAAGCAAGUGGCCCAGUGGCAGAUGCCAAAGACGAAGAGCGAAUGGCCAGACUUGAGCAGAGUAGAUGGUACAAAUGGACGCCUAGAAUUCUCAAGCCUUACGCGCGAAGCAUGACCAUGCGUCCACUGGGUUUUGGUAUUAGUUUUGCAAUACUGCACGAGAUCACUGCUAUAGUGCCAUUUCUUGGACUCUGGUGGUUUUUCCUUCACUACAAUUGGGUUCCGUUGGACGUGCCGCAGGAUUUACUUGCCAGAGGAGCCGAGGUGCUUUCCAAAGGGCUUAUAAAUCUGGACGUGGACCUGGUGGAAAAGACCAAGAUCGUGACUGCGGGAGCCAAUGCCUACGCCGCUACUAAGCUGCUUCUGCCGGUGAGACUGCCGGUCUGUUUUGCGCUAGCCCCAUUUUUCGACCGAUGGUGCGUCAGGCCUAUUCAGAUGGCAUGGAGAAGAAUGAGAGUGCGCGCCAAGGCAAAACGGACGGCCAACAAAGCUAGUGCUAAAUAA
This is a messenger RNA of Ogataea angusta, 636 nucleotides long. RefSeq lists its product as uncharacterized. The record is from RefSeq and is a predicted model, not a curated record. NCBI's taxonomy places the organism in Eukaryota, Fungi, Ascomycota, Pichiomycetes, Pichiales, Pichiaceae. The coding region runs from base 1 to 636 and encodes 211 amino acids. Gene Ontology annotation, cellular component: mitochondrion. The transcript has a single exon.